This is a messenger RNA of Schistosoma rodhaini, 492 nucleotides long. Lineage: Eukaryota; Metazoa; Platyhelminthes; Trematoda; Strigeidida; Schistosomatidae. The record is from the annotation of a GenBank genome assembly.
AUGGGUCUUACAAAGGCAUCUUUUAUUUUCGGUGAAAUGCUGAAAGAUGAUCCAAGAGGAAUUGUGAUAAAUUCAUGUUGUCCUGGUUUUGUUGACACUGAUAUGACUGACCAUAAAGGAGUAAAAACAACGGAUGAAGGUGCUGAUACACCAUUCUAUUUGGCCACAUUACCUUUAGGAUCAAAGAAACCAACCAAUCAGUUUGUAUAUGAAAGGAGAGUGGUUAAAUGGUCCAAAUGAUCUUCACAUAAAUCUUAUUCUACCGAGGUGUAUGAACAGAAUGUUAUUGCUGAACUUUCUUAUCAACGUACAUGAUGCUACCUACUUGUUUUGGUAGAUUUCUUUAGCUAUGAAUCAUACUGUUUCUUAAUCUAAUCUGUCCACGAAUAGAAGCGAUUUCUACCUGUUACUGCAGCAACCUACGUAUCAUAUGUACAUGAAUGUAAAUUGUCUGUUACUCAUGCUCAGUAGUAUACUUAGUUAUGAUGGUCA